Messenger RNA from Aspergillus campestris IBT 28561, 2257 nucleotides. Its product is annotated as SH3 domain protein. Gene Ontology annotation, molecular function: protein binding. Bases 451 to 2064 code for a protein of 537 amino acids. The record is from RefSeq and is a predicted model, not a curated record. The transcript has 3 exons. Lineage: Eukaryota; Fungi; Ascomycota; Eurotiomycetes; Eurotiales; Aspergillaceae.
UCCCCAUCUCUCGUGCUUCGUCUUUCCUUCUCACCACUCGUCACAUUUCCCAGUCAUUCGUUUAUUGAUUUAUUGAUUUUUCACUUUCCCUUCUCCACCACUCCUGUGGAUCCGGGCUUGGACCACCUUGUUUUUUCCUCUUUCACUUUCCUAUUCCUCUAAGGCUGGUGACCUUUUAUCAUCUCAACCGGUCCCUUUGAAAGCUGGACGCGUUGCGAUCGUUCCGCUGUCAUCCAUCCAAAACCGACUCGAGGUUUACCACCCAACGCAUUGACGACACAACCUGCGAAAAGACCGUGCCACGCUAUGAGCGAUUCUGUCCGCCAAUUCGACUACUGAGCCGUCCUUGAAUUCGCGAUUGAUUGUGGUGGGCCUUCGGGUGGUCACGAACCGUAUACCGAGAGCACUGCUUGACGAGCCACCCGCUGGAUAGGGUCGACGAGGCCCAUCAUGGCCAAAUGCUUUUCGCUGUCCGGGUCGAAACAAUGUCCUGCCUUCAAAUCGUCUUCCAUAUCGACCAACUCGCGUAUCCACACUGAUUUUCCGUUUAUGAAAGACGUGACUAGCCUCUCCGACUUUGAUAAAGCGUUGGAUGACUUCGUCCUGGGGUCAUACGUCCGGUCAAAAUAUGUAAACUACCUGGGAUGUGAGGGGGCCAAUCUCACCGACACGGACGAAUUCUACGCCCAGUAUACCACCAGUUCCAUCUGCAGUGGGCUGGUCCAGAGCUCCAAGGAGGACUGCGACCUGUCGGAUGAACAAUCCCCCCCGCUCUGUGCUGACACUUGCGUUCGUCCUCUUACCCUUCCUCUAGCCCCAACCGCUACUAAUACACAAUUGCAGGCCUCCAUGGCGACGAGUGAAGGCAGGAUCCUCACAUCCGAACGGUGUCCCCAGAAGGCGAAGAACUACUUGGACCAAAUCCGUUCCGAUUUCACCGUGUGCGCCCUACCCGCCGACUCCCUGACGGUCGGCUGUAUCCAUGGAGCCGACAACGAACCGAAAGAAUGCGGCUUCCGCUCCAACCUGGUCGGCCUGUGUGAUUAUUGCAGAUCGAGCUCGCCAAAUUCGACCGAUUCAUGCUGUGUCAACGCGGACGCCGGAACGCGAUGCCGAGACGUCACGCUCCCGUCGGCCAGCACCCUCCCCCCGCUGUUCACCACGACCUCCGAUGCUUCCGCCGGCGAGGCGCACCAUGGCCUGUCGGGAGGAGAGAUCGCCGGGGUUGUGAUCGGCGCCGUCGCGGCAUUCGCCCUCAUCGCCGCUCUGGCCAUGUUAUCCCUGGUGUACUGGCGACGAAAGCGUCGCUUGAGCCUCGACAGUGGGUUGAACCAGCCCAAUCCCCAACGGAAGGGCUCGCCUUCGAUGCAGCAGCAGGGAAGUCCUCGAGGCUUCGCUGCGAUCCCUGGUGGACGAGUCACACGCAUGUCCGCGCUUCGGGAAGUUCCUGGAUCCGCACGCUCCCGGGCCUCAGCCUUCUUUGGUGGCAAAUAUCAUAGCGACACUUCGGACUCGGAAGGCUAUGGGGCGAGUCCCGGGGCCAUGUCCAAGAGUAUCCCUCCCACUGCCGGGAAGCGGUUGGGUUCCCUGUCCAGCAACUCGGUCCUGGCCGGCGUAGGCAGCGACACCACGUCGCCUCGUUCAGGGACGGUGGGGAAUUACUCGUCCCCCGAAGCAUUGUCGAGCGGACAAUCGGAGCAGCUCUCGACCUUCCAAGACUAUUACUCGCAAGAUGACAUGCGCCCGGGUGAUAGGGUCGCGGUCUUGUGGGCAUAUCAACCCCGAGCGGACGACGAGUUCGCGCUGGACCGCGGUGAGAUGUUGAAGGUGAUCGGUAUCUGGGAUGAUGGCUGGGCCACGGGGAUUCGCGUCCCUGAAACUGCCGAGGACUACGACAUCCGACAUCGCGAACAACGGGAUAGCGGCGUGUCCAAUGGCUCUCAGAGGCCUUUGGUUUCCCCGGCGCCAAUCGGGGAUAUCAAAGCGUUCCCCUUGGUCUGUGUGUGCCUUCCACAGCACUGGAGAAAGAUCAUCGACGGUGGACAGGGUGAUGAUUUUGUGUGAGCUGUGCUGCGAGUCCCCACGGCAUCAUCUGUGGUUCGAUGCCAGACUAUGCCAUGACGACAGCGCCUUUACCCUUUUCGAUCCGAGUUCACGAAGUUGGCUCUUUGUGCCCCCAUCAUCACACCGAAAUCCGCGAGCAUGCUUGGAACCGGAGUUCCCUUCUCCUCCACCCUCAUUCCGUCUUUCUGUGCGA